UAUAUUAUACACCCUCACCCACCCAUAGUCGGUGGCAACUGAAUUUAUAUUUGUUUUUUUAUUAGUAGUGGGAAUUAAAUUUCUGUUGAUUUCUAUCCUGCAUAUCAGAUAGCAUGUGUGUAUCUUAUUUGAGUCGGAUUCAAAUAUUUGUCUUUGAUGUAGAUCUUCUGAUGAAUCCUUGUUGAUGGCAAGGAACAUACUACAUGGCCAAAUAAAACGGGUUAAGCUGAAUCGGCCCAGCCACCUUCCUUAUCUCAGCGAUUUUUUCUGCACCUCUGGUCAUACUCCGGGCGAUCCGGACGAACAAGUUGGUAUCACCAAAGGGAAAGCUAGAGCAAAAACGAGGAAGGAAACCAUGAAAGGCAAUGUAUCAGCGGCCACUGUAAUUAAAAAUAGUAGCCAUCGCGACGGGUCUAUAUACAAGAACUCUUGUCUCGACGUAUGUCGUGUUAAAAACCGUGCUGAGAGUAAGUGAUGCAAAUCUCUUUCCUGUAUUGCUCAUAUUUGACAAAUUUGAUGACACAUCGAUUAGAAGUUUGUGGCUCAAUCAAAUGAAGGAUAAAUGGUCAACUAUAAGAUUUAUGUGUGAGCAUUACUUUCUAAUAUCGUAAGGUAAAAUGGCUGGCUAUAUAGAAUAUGUUUAGCUAUAUAUUUAAAUGUAAUCAUUUGUGUUGGUAUUAUAGAAUGUGGCCAUCCUUAUUAUUAACAAAUUUUCGACUUGGAGAAAAUUCAUAAAAGUAUAUAUAUUUUUAUGUACUACUUCCUCAGUUGAAAUCGUUUGAGCGUCAACUCAUAUGGGACAGAGGGAGUAUUAUAUAUUGUAGUACUUUCUGGUCACAUUAAAUUGAUGAAUUAAUAUGUCUCCCGUAAUAUGUUUAGCUAUGUAUGGACUACUGUUAUUAUAAGAAUCUUUUUUGCUUUGUCAAAUAGAUUCAUUUUUUAGAUGUUUUUUGGUCGAUUAUUGCAUAAUGCAUGUAUGUUUGAUUAUAAGAUUUGCAUGUGAGUACUAAUUAGUGUGUAUAUGGUUAAUGAAUAAGUCUCAUGUAAAUAGAAUAUAUUUAGCUGUGUAUUCAAUAAUUAUACUGUAUGGUUAAUGAACACAUAAAGGAUGCAUGGUCAAUGUUAAGAUUUGUCUGCUCAGUAAUUUAGUUAUAAACUCCGUAUGUAAUAAUUAUUGUUGGUAUUGUAAUUGUUGUAGUUUUAAGAAAUGUUGAAAUUGGGGAGAAUUCAUAGUUUUCUAUUAUUUUUUGCAAAGUAUUAUAUUUUGUAAUAGAAUUAUAUUGUUUUUCUAAAUCACAUGAAUGAAUAUGUCUCACAUAAAUAGUGUAUUUUAGCUUUGUAUGUGUUUACUAGUCUUGGCAUUAUAACAAUCUUGAUUUUCAUCAACGUCGGAAUUGGGCUAAUUUUUUAUUAUUUUUAUUUUUAUUGUAUUAGCUUUUUUUUCUUAGCAAUAUAAGUUUUUUCUUUGUAAAUCACAUGAAUAAGUCUAAUGUAAUCUUGUGUUUUUGUACAAAUGCAAAUGUAGAUUAAGAAAUUAUGAGUUGCGGAUAAUGGAUUGUUUUGGAGAAUUCUAUUAAAUACAAGUUCAACCUUCUUUUAAACACAUUUCUUUGUACACUAAUUCUGUGAUGAUAUUUGAUUGGUCUAUUUCUUCUAUUGUUUUCCAUAUAAUUUUUUAUUAGACAUUUUCUCUAUUUAAUAUAAGUUUCUAUCUAUAAAUCAUAAUUAUACCAUUUAUGGUCUAAUUUUUGAAUGAAGCACAAUUGGAGCCAAUGAUGUUAUCAGAUCCUGUUGAUUGCUUUCCUGAUCGGAGAAGGUGUUGUCUUCAUUUUGUAUCUGACAUGAUGCAAAUUUUCUCACUAAAAUUGGCUAAAGUUCCCAACCACACAAGUUCGAUACAAUUAUAUGGAUAUAUAGCAGCACGGGAUUUUCUGGAUAACUCACUUAAUUACAUUGUCAAUCAUAGCAGGGACAAUUCCUUUACGGUGCGACAGGGUUCUCUCAUUGAGAUGACUGGCCCUAAGAGGGGCAUCACAAUGACCUGUGUUGUUCUAGUCGAGUAUGACAUGAGGGUCAAGAACGGAGAGCAAGAAGAAGAUGAUCUACAAUUAAUUGAUGGUGCAACAGACUUCAGUGAAGUAACCACACCUUCUGUUCCAUUCAUGAAUCGCAUUAAUGGCGAUUAUGGUGCUGUUGACAUCACUUUAGCACGCGUUGUCAAUGCAGUGGAGGCGACAAUAGAUGUUAUCAUAUCAGAAGUGCAGGGUGGAUUCAGUUUAUCUCUCAGUUCGUUUGUCAUUGUCGGUGGGGUCCGUCAGGGAAUUGAGCUGUUUCAUGAUAUUAUUGGUGAGUCAUGUGUCCUAACAAAAAGGCAUGUGAUUGCCGUAGAGAUGGAUGGUUGGAUGCAUUUGAAGCUCAAGGUAGGUCAGAAAGGCUUUAAAAAUGAUGAUCUGGAACGUUAUUGUCGCUUCAAAGCAGACAUCCAUGGAUGUGCACGUCGACAAAUAAUGCUUGAGCAUGCCUCUAUCUUGCUGAAGGUGACUUGGUCGACUCUGCCACCAUAA
Molecule: messenger RNA, 2564 nt
Organism: Aegilops tauschii subsp. strangulata
Lineage: Eukaryota; Viridiplantae; Streptophyta; Magnoliopsida; Poales; Poaceae
Source: RefSeq, a predicted model, not a curated record